Molecule: messenger RNA, 1524 nt
Organism: Trichosporon asahii var. asahii CBS 2479
Lineage: Eukaryota; Fungi; Basidiomycota; Tremellomycetes; Trichosporonales; Trichosporonaceae
Exons: 3
Coding region: 1-1524 (507 amino acids)
Biological process (GO): protein ubiquitination; mRNA splicing, via spliceosome; DNA repair
Cellular component (GO): U2-type catalytic step 1 spliceosome; cytoplasm; Prp19 complex
Molecular function (GO): ubiquitin protein ligase activity; protein binding
Source: RefSeq, a predicted model, not a curated record
AUGUUCUUCUGUGCCAUUUCCGGAUCGCCGCCUACGGCUCCCGUCGUUUCGAAGACUUCGGGCACUGUUUACGAGAAGGCGCUGAUCGAGCGGUAUAUCGACGAGAAUGGAACGGAUCCGAUCACUGGCGAGCCGCUGACGAAGGAGGACUUGAUUGACGUCAAGGCCAAGCCCUCGACGCUGCCGCCGCGCCCGUCAACGCAGAACUCGAUCCCAGCGCUCCUGACUGCUCUCCAGUCUGAGUACGACGCGAUCAUGCUCGAGUCUCUGGAGAUCAAGAAGGCGUUUCAGAACUCGCGUGCUGAGCUCGCCAACGCGCUCUACCGGGAAGACGCCGCGACGCGAGUGAUUGCGCGAUUGAUCAAGGAGCGCGACGAGGCGCGUGAGGCUCUGUCGUCGAUCCAGGCGUCGGUUGGUCUUGCGCCGUCUGCCUCAGCGGCUGCUCCGGCGCAGGAUGACGUGGAGAUGGAGAGCGGAGCGCUUCCGAAGGAGGUUGAGCAGGUGCUCGAGGAGACGAACGCCUCCCUGUCGUCGGUCCGCAAAAAGCGCAAGCCGGCCCCGGGCUACGCGAACGCGGAGGCGGUCAAGACGUACGUUCAGGUGAAGGAGAUUGGCUCGAUGCACGGCACCAAGCCCCCGGGAGUGAGCGCGCUCGACCUCAGCAAGGAUGGCAAGACGAUUGUUACCGGAGGAAUGGACAAGGUUGUGCAAGUGUUCGACAUUGAGAACGAGAAGUCGAUCGCCACGCUCAAGGGCCACACCAAGCCGGUUACGCACGUAGAGUUCCGGGAACAGGAGGGUCUCAACCGCAUGGCCGUGUCGACUGCUGCCGACAAGACGGUGCGCUUCUGGGGCGAGGACGGUGGCUCGUGGUCUGCCAAGGGCCACAUCUCUGCCCACAAGGGCGACGUCACAGGCCUUGCGAUCCACCCCUCUGGUCUCUACGCUUCCACUGGUUCGACCGAUAGCACGUGGUCGAUGCACGACAUUGCUUCGGUGAAGACGAUUGCGACGUACAAGCCCGUUGGUGGAGAGGAGGGCUCGUUCUCGUACACGUCUCUCGACAUCCACCCGGACGGUAUCCUGCACGGUCUCGGAACGAAGGACGGCCACAUCCGUGUCUGGGACGCGCGCCAGAACAAUGUUCUUGCCGGCUCGCUUCUGGUCCCUGGCGGCAAGGAGAUCACGACGCUCUCCUUCUCCGAGAACGGCUACUACCUCGCGACGGGCUCGAGCGCGGACAGCCUCGUGAGCGUGUUCGACCUGCGCAAGCUCAAGGUGCUCUCGAGCUGGAACCUGCCGAGCGAGAACUCGGUGCACGAGGUGCGCUUCGACCCGAGCGCCCAGUUCCUCUCUGUUGCCGGCACCGACCUGCGCGUCUACGCGAACAAGAGCUGGGACGAGCUCCUCAAAUUCGACGACAACAACGGCAUCCUCACCGCCGCUCGCUUCGGCAACCUCGGAAGCGAGAUCGUCCUCUCCGGCCUUGACCGCACCGUCCGUGUCCUCGGACAGCAGCAGUAG